UGCAGCAAACAGUUUGUGGAAUCUGAUAGCACACAGGAUCCCUCAGGAAACAUGUACCUGUCCUCAGCAUCUCAACAAAUGAUCUGUUUGUUUUCUUUGGUUAUAUUCCUAUGUGCUUUUACAUCAGGAGUGAUCUCUCAUGACCCUAAAAGGCCAACCUGCUGCAAGGAGGAGAUGCUCACGGAUAAAGAACCUUUGAUCAAAAUCACGAGUUGUAACAUCCUUCCAGCAACACGCAAAUGUCUUGAAGCUGUAGUGUUCGUUGAUAAAGAUAACUGGUUGCACUGCAUCGAUCCUAAGGCUCCAUGGCUCAGUAAAAGGAGAAAACGUCUACAAAAGAACGGUGUGAUUUGUAAAGAUUAUACUAAAUCUGAAGAUACAGACAUGGUGACCAAACAUCUGUGAACUUCACCCAGAAUCGGGUCUUCACCAGCCACACCAGCAAGGCCUCUUUUCCAUCUCUGUUAGCCAGACAAGCUACACUGUACAACACAAUUCUGCUGAAUACACACGGCUCUUCUAAUCUGGAAAAUAUGUUGAACAUAUUGCACAAAGAAACAAUCUGCGGUUCGCUUUCACACUUAGCUGCUGUGCAGUCUAAGUAAUGUUGUCCCUUUGUCUUUUUAUUUUUCACAUAUUGAUGUUCUAGUUUUAUUUAUAAUGCUACAUUUAUAAAACUUUAUUUUCUUUUUAGAAUUGUAUGUAUUAUGCAUUUGCUUUAAGUAGUGUUUUUUGAUUGUUUAAUAUAUUUAAUUUGUUUUUAAUUUAACCGAGUAUAUAUUUAUUUUCCUAUUAUGACU
This is a messenger RNA of Carassius carassius (crucian carp), 800 nucleotides long. RefSeq names its product eotaxin-like. The record is from RefSeq and is a predicted model, not a curated record. Gene Ontology annotation, molecular function: chemokine activity. The coding region runs from base 52 to 405 and encodes 117 amino acids. Gene Ontology annotation, biological process: immune response. The transcript has 4 exons. Gene Ontology annotation, cellular component: extracellular region. NCBI's taxonomy places the organism in Eukaryota, Metazoa, Chordata, Actinopteri, Cypriniformes, Cyprinidae.